Messenger RNA from Chiloscyllium plagiosum (whitespotted bambooshark), 4020 nucleotides. The record is from RefSeq and is a predicted model, not a curated record. NCBI's taxonomy places the organism in Eukaryota, Metazoa, Chordata, Chondrichthyes, Orectolobiformes, Hemiscylliidae.
GCGCCUGCGCGCUGCGCCCAGCGAUCCAAGAUGGCGGCGGCUGACCAGAGCCGUCUCCCGGGUAACGGCCGCCAUGCCGCAAAAACGGGACCCGCAGCUUUCGCCGGGUGUUUGAGGAGGAGGAGGAGGAGGAGGAGGAGGAUUUGCAGCCUGGGAAGCCGAGCCCAUCCCCUCUCGCCCCCAUCCGCGGUGCGGGCGGAGCCGAGCGCGACCGGGCGCAGCAUGGAGCGGCACCGGCGCAGCCCCGCCGGCCGGCGGCCGUUCGCCUGCCCCGAGUGCGGCCGGGGCUUCGCCCUGCCGUGCAACCUGCUGGCCCACCGGCGGGUGCACUCGGACGAGCGGCCGUUCCGCUGCCCGGACUGCGGCAAGCGCUUCAAGAGCGCCGGGGAGCUGAGCCGGCACCAGCGGGUGCACACCGGCGAGCGGCCGUUCCGCUGCCCGGACUGCGGCGCCGGCUUCAGGCAGCCGUCCGACCUGACCGUGCACCGGCGGGUGCACACCGGCGAGCGGCCGUUCCGCUGCCCGGAGUGCGGCCGGGGCUUCACCCAGCUGGCCAACCUGCUGACCCACCGGCGGGUGCACACCGGCGAGCGGCCGUUCCGCUGCCCCGAGUGCGGCCGGGGCUUCACCACCCUGGCCAACCAGCUGGAGCACCGGCGGGUGCACACCGGCGAGCGGCCGUUCCGGUGCCCGGCGUGCGGCCGGGGAUUCGCUCACUCGUCCACCCUGCUGGAAAUUCAUCGACGUACUCACACCGGAGAGAGACCCUUCACCUGCUCCGUGUGUGGGAAGGGAUUCACUCAGUCCUCCAACCUGGAAUUACACCAGCGCGCUCACACAGGGGAGAGGCCCUUCAUCUGCUCCGUGUGCGGGAAGGGCUUCAUUUAUUCGUCCAACCUGUUGACGCACCAGCGGGUUCACACUGAGGAGAAGCCCUUCAGCUGCGUCUCCUGUGAGAUGAGCUUCCGGUUCCCGUCCAGCCUGCUGAUCCACCAGCGGAUUCACACCGAGGAGAAGCCCUUCCGCUGCGCCGACUGUGGGAAGAGGUUCCGGCACUCCGACAGCCUCGUCGUGCACCAGCGCAUCCACACCGGUGAGAGGCCGUUCACCUGCUCCGAGUGCGGGAAGGGCUUUAUUGACUCGUGCCACCUGCUCCGGCACCAGCAGGUUCACACCGGGGAGAGGCCGUUCACCUGCUCCGAGUGCGGGAAGGGAUUCACCCAGUCUUCCACCCUGCUAAGGCACCAGCGGAUUCACACCGGGGAGAGGCCGUUCACCUGCACGGAAUGUGGGAAGGGGUUCACCAGCUCAUUCCACCUGCUGAGACACCGGCGGGUCCAUACCGGGGAGAGGCCGUUCACCUGCUCCCAAUGUGGCAAGGGAUUCACUACUUCAUCGCAUCUACUGAGACACCAGCGAGUUCACACGGGGGAGAGACCGUUCUGCUGUUCCCAGUGCGGGAAGGGAUUCACUACUUCAUCCCACCUAUUGAGACACCGGCAAAUACACACCGUGGAGAGACCGAUCAAUAGCCCAGACAGCGGGAAGUGCAUUCAAAGCUCUGAGGAACUGGAGUCCCAUCUGUUGUGCAAGGAAGUUAGUACCUAAGGUGCUAAACUAACUCGGGAUAGGCUGAACGUUCUAAACCCCGAACAGCUCAACCAACUGCGUCCGCAAACCGAAACAAAAUCCCACAACAGGCUUCAAGCAAAUCAUUGAAAUCAGAGAAGCAACAGCAGUUAAACAUGGGGACAAUUGAGAAAGAUUUUACAGUUCCCAAGCAAAUUUAAGAUCAUAAGUACAACAGAGUCAGAAUUGGACUGGAUUAUGUGUGAGCGAAACGAUGCAUUCGGUAUGGAAUUGGUUCCACAUUACAGAAGAAGCCCAGAGAAGAACAAGUGAACACACUUCUUUACUGGGUAGAUCCAAUAGCAGAUCGUAUCUUAAAACAACAGAAUUUAAAAGAAGAGACAGGUAGUUUUUAAACAUUGUAAGAGCAUUCGACAAAUACUUUGCAUAAAGUGUAAUAAACAGCAAGAUGUCAUAGAAGAAAACAAUCUGUUGAUUAAUCAUCAUUAUAGGUUGUAAGAAUUUUGUGAUUAUGGAGAUAUACCACCAGAACUAAACUGAAACAGAAUUGUCAUUGGAAUUUCUGAUCAAUUUCUUUCAGAGAUGUUGCAACCUGGUCAGCUCUUUCACAUUUGAAAGAGCUGACCAGGUAAUGGUGGGAUCCGCAUACAGCACGAGCAAACAGAGCCAAUCCAGUUGAAGAAGUUUGUCAGACUUGGAUAACUUUCUAGGGUACAAAAAUACCAAGAUCAUCACAAAAACCAACUCAGACAUUUUCAAGCCCUUUGAUGCUAGAACUCACUGUUACAGAUAUGGGAUUAACGAAACUGUAUAAACUGAAGCAGGGCCCAGCUUUAUCGAGUCAGUGCAACUAUUGUAUGUGAGUGGGGCAUUCACAGAGCAUGUAAAAAGUCAAAUACUACCUUUCGCCCACAGUACUAGUAAAGCACAAAGUGCUGAACACCUUACUGCAAGCCCCUGUAGGGAGUUAAAACAGACAGAAGACCAGGACUUCACUGCAUUGGAGCAUAUAUCUCCACAGGAUGAGAUGCCAUCUUUGGAAGUGACAACUAAACCCUUCCUGGGGGUGAUAGAUGACUCAUCUGAACCAGAUAUGACAUGGAUAAUGCAGACCAUCCAAUCCCCAGGGCCCGAUAAUCAGCGUCCAGGUUCUGAAGGGAAAUGGCUCGAAAUAUAGCAGAAGCACUGGUGGUCAUCUUCCAAAACGCUUUCAACUUUGGAACACUUGCUUCAGCUUUGAGAGUAUCUAAUGUAACCCAACUAUUUAAAAAGGCAGGUGGAGAGAAAACAGGGAAUUUUAGGCUAGUGAGUCUGACACCGGUAGUGGGGAAGAUUCUAGAGUCUGUUAUCAAGGAUUUUAGAGCACUAAGAAAAGAGUGGUAGAAUCAGACACAGCAUGGAUUUACAAAAGGCAAAUCAUGCUCGACAAAUCUAUUGGAAUUCUUCGAGGAUCUAAUUAGCAGAGUUUAUGGUGGGGGCAGUGGAUGUGGUGUAUUUGGACAUGGAGAAGGCACUCAACGAAGUUCAACAUGGAGGGUAGUGAAUUGAAAUUGAUAGAAAAUUAGUUAGCAGACAUGAAACAAAGAGUAGGGAUAAAUGGGCCCUUUUCUGAAUGGCAGGCAGUGACUAGUCAGUGUACCACAGGGGAUCAGUCCAAGGGCUCCCAGCUAUUCACAGUACUGUAUUUGUUCAUCAUUUCGAUAAAAUGUAAUAUCUCAAAAUGUGCAAAUGUCACAAAGCUGGGUGGAUAGGUGAGCAGGAUGCAGAGAUGUUACUUGUGAUUGUGGGCAAAUAUGUGGCAAAUUUCAGGAUUAUGUGGAAAAAUACGAGGUUAUCCACUUUGGUAGCAAGAAAUAGGAAGGUGGAUUAUUACUUGAAUGGCUGUGAUUUGCAAUGGGGAUUUUCAACAAAACUUGGGUGUCCUUGUGCACCAGACAUUGAAAGUAAGCAUGCAAGUGUGGCAGGCAGUGAAGAAGACGAACUGUAUGUUGGUACUCACAGCGAGAAGAUUCGAGCGCAGGAACAAGGAUGUCUUGCUACAGUUACAGAGGGCUUUAAUGAGGCCACACCUAGAAUUUUGUGUGUAGUUUCUGGUUUCCUUAUCUGAGGAAGGAUGUUCUUGUUGCAGGGGCAGUGCGGUGAAAUUGAUUCCUGCGAUGGCAGGAUGGACUUAUGAGGACAAAUUGCGUCGGUUAGGAUUGUAUUCCCUGAAGUUUAGAUGAAUGAGGUGGCGGUGGGGGGGAGGAAUCCCAAAGCAAUGCAUAAAAUUCUAACAGGACCAGACAGGAUAGAUGCAGAAAGGGUGUUCCUGAUGAUGGAGGAGUCCAGAACCUGGGGUUAUAGUUCAAGGAUUAAGGAUAAGUAGGAAGGGUUUAGAUAGAUAUGGUCCAAAUACUGGCAAAUGGGACUAGAUCAGUUUAGGAUGUCUGG